AUGGUGACAAUCUAUACCUACAAUGCACGCACACUUGCAUCCGAAUCAUCGAUAGAAGAAUGGCUCAUGCAAGCAAGAAGGAUAAAGUACUACGUCAUCGACCUGGCCGAGACGAGAAGACGCCAUCCUUCCAAAGCUGUUUAUGACACCGGAGAAGGACUGUUCCUCGGAACAUACCGUAGUAUAGUCGGCGGCGUCGGCGUUCUCGUCAAAGCGAGUUUGCAUAUGAACAUUGAUUCAUUCGAACAACCAACAACCCGAAUCGGACGUCUACGAUUAAAAAGAUAUGGGUGA
Molecule: messenger RNA, 294 nt
Organism: Angiostrongylus costaricensis
Lineage: Eukaryota; Metazoa; Nematoda; Chromadorea; Rhabditida; Metastrongylidae
Source: the annotation of a GenBank genome assembly